UCCCUAGAGCAGAGACAAUGUUAUUUUCUUCUCCCCGGUUUCGUUAAUUGUUCAAAACUCUGGAGUCAACUUAACAUCCCAAUCAUUCAUUUCUGAAAUCAGAUUCUUGAUUCUAUAAAGAGUGAAGAUAAACUCCAUACUCAAAUGACUCCACCACUAUGUUAUCCAUUGCUCUUUUUCCUUCAAGCAUCAGCCAAUAAGAAAUUGACUGAAGGGAGCAUACCAUGGCAGUUCAUAGUGAAAAUGGAAAGGGGAAGUUUACUGCAAUUUUAGUAUGUUGGCUUCUAGGAAAUGGAUGCCUUUUCUCAUGGAACAGUAUGUUAACACUUCAAGAUUACUUCGUUAACGUGUUCCCGAAUUAUCAUCCAGCGAGGGUACUUACCCUAGUUUAUCAACCUUUUGCACUUGGAACACUUGCAAUUCUAACGUACUAUGAAGCAAAGAUAAACACAAGAAGAAGGAAUUUACUCGGUUAUUUCCUUUUCUUCAUGAGCUCCUUAGUGGUUGUAGUUUUGGACUUGGCUACAUCAGGGAGAGGGGGGAUUGGGACGUACCUUGGUAUAUGUAUAACCAGCUGUGUUUUUGGAGUUGCAGAUGCUCAUGUUCAAGGUGGAAUGGUUGGAGAUCUGUCCUUUAUGUGCCCUGAAUUCAUACAGUCUUUCUUGGCUGGUAUGGCUGCAUCCGGUGCUUUAACUUCUGCAUUGAGGUUAAUUACAAAAGCAGCUUUUGAAAAUUCACAAAAUGGACUUCGCAAGGGUGCAAUGUUGUUCUUAGGUAUCUUCGUAGUAUUUGAGCUACUAUGUGUACUUCUUUAUGCGUAUGUCUUCCCCAAGUUGCCUAUUGUUAAGCACUACCGUGCCAAAGCAGCCUCAGAAGGGUCUAAAAUUGUUUCUGCUGAUCUUGCUGCCGGUGGAAUGAAAACAUUAAGCGGCGAACACGCUGCAGAAGAGGAUCCCAAGAAUAUGGAACGCCUAACCAACAAACAGUUACUUUUUCAAAACAUGGACUAUGCAAUCACAAUGUUUCUAAUAUAUAUGUUGACAUUAUCAAUUUUUCCUGGGUUCUUAAGUGAAGAUACCGGAAAGCACAGCUUGGGUGCAUGGUAUGCGCUUGUUUUGAUUGCGAUGUACAACGUGUGGGAUCUAAUUGGAAGAUAUAUUCCUCUACUGAAGUGUUUGAAGUUGAAAUCACGGAAGGGUCUCAUCGUUGUCUCUCUUUCUCGUUUCUUACUUAUCCCAUGUUUCUACUUCACAGCCAAGUACGGAGAUCAAGGCUAUAUGAUCUUGUUGACUUCCUUUUUAGGUUUAAGUAAUGGUUAUCUCACUGUUUGCGUUCUAACUGCGGCACCAGAAGGUUACAAGGGACCUGAGCAAAAUGCAUUAGGGAAUUUGCUUGUAUUAUUUCUAGCUGGGGGCUUAUUUGCUGGGGCAACUCUCGAUUGGUUAUGGCUCAUUGGUAAAGGCUGGUGAGCUCUUGUAAAAACGUUAUAGAUUGAUUUGAUUCGGAAGGUUGUAAGCUUGGAUUUUCAU
Molecule: messenger RNA, 1529 nt
Organism: Papaver somniferum (opium poppy)
Lineage: Eukaryota; Viridiplantae; Streptophyta; Magnoliopsida; Ranunculales; Papaveraceae
Product: equilibrative nucleotide transporter 3-like
Exons: 10
Coding region: 225-1469 (414 amino acids)
Biological process (GO): nucleoside transmembrane transport
Cellular component (GO): plasma membrane
Molecular function (GO): nucleoside transmembrane transporter activity
Source: RefSeq, a predicted model, not a curated record